Molecule: messenger RNA, 2967 nt
Organism: Esox lucius (northern pike)
Lineage: Eukaryota; Metazoa; Chordata; Actinopteri; Esociformes; Esocidae
Product: SUN domain-containing protein 1-like
Exons: 13
Coding region: 1467-2522 (351 amino acids)
Biological process (GO): nuclear envelope organization
Cellular component (GO): nuclear envelope; meiotic nuclear membrane microtubule tethering complex
Molecular function (GO): protein-membrane adaptor activity
Source: RefSeq, a predicted model, not a curated record
UCUUAUUUUAUAAAUCCAUUCACGGCAAAGUACAUGAUCUUUGGGGAAACGAUGGAAGGUUUGACCUGUAUAGGAUUUAUAGUCUACAGAUGGGCGAGACAACGUUACUUCCGUACCCCACAGCCUCGUUUUGGUUUAAAUGAAGUGACGUGGGUGAAUAAGGCGAAUAGACAGCUCAAACCAUAGACAUAAUAUGGCUCAAACGGCCGCGUUACCUUCCCGAGAUGCUUUGCGCAACCGUCAAUAAAGCCAUGAUGCUGUUCAUAGACAAUUAUUUGUAUCCGCGGGACCAGUGGACAUCCACCGUUAGUCAAAACCCGCGCGAUACGAAUCACCAGAGGAAGGACUAAACUAUUUUAAGGAAGGGCUAGCAGUGAUCGCAUCAGCCACACGAGAAUCACAGAGGACGGAAGCGCGAUGUCAUUCCGUAUUCGGGAGGGUUCUGUAAUAGAAGAACGCACACAGCCCGGUCAAAGCCAAUUCCCUCGACGAGACCCCUGCGAACCCACACCGGCGACGAAAACUCUGAGCCAACACCGGAAGCCGCGAUGGCAACUGUAUAGCCCUAUACACGGGGUUCUCUUUCCCAGUCGAACAGAUGUGAACCGAGGCAGUUGUAGACACAAUGUCCUGAACAGUAGACAAUAUCGUACGCGCCCUUGAUCUCGUUACUCUUUCUAAAAGAGAACGACAGCAUGGUGACACCGGCGUUAGUUCCUAACCCUACAGGGCAAGUGAUAGACAUGAGUCUCUUCACAUAUGCCGCUGCUCAUAUCCAAUGAGGCCUGAGCGGCAACAGAGUUCUAACCAGCGCGACACAAGCCACUAGAGGAAGGGCUAAGCUAUUCCUAUCAGGAAACGGGAGUGGCACCACAGACUCAGUCGCAAGGGGCUGAGACACAAAAUGUAUUUUAUGGAAAAGUAAAAAUCGCCGCAGCGUAUUACAACCAAGAGACAAUACAUCUGGGGGCUGAACAGUCGGAGACCCAGGUCUCAGCCGAAUCCACGCCUAUCAAACCCAUACCACCAAAUCCCACGUGAGACGCAACACCUGAGGCACUGAGUCAGAAUGAAGAAGGGUGCACUCACUUAUAUAGGAACAGGUGUGCCCUGAUUGGCUGAGCGGUAGUCCUCCAUUACGUAAGCUAUAUUUUCUGCUGAGUCGUCAUUAUGACUUAGGUAGCAAGCUGGUGUUGCUGACUAAGGGUUCCCUAGAUUUUCAGCUAAAUCGUCUUUAUGACGUAUGUAGCUAGCUAUUGCAGCUAACUAACCGUUCCUGUAGGCUUAAUGGUUGGGAAAAUACCAGGUUUAGGAGACAUGUCUCCAAAAAUUUACACUCAAGCUUUUUGGACAGUGUGCAUUUACAAUUUUGAUAUUCGCCACCAAAGAGAAUCAGACUAACCCAAAACAAGAGGGGCCGUAAAAAGGUUUGUCGGGCCAACAGCGUUCCCAGUGAAACCAGCUCUAUGAUCGCAGACCAAUCACUUCCUGUCUCAGGAUUGGUUCCAACAUUGUUUCACCAGAGCAAACCUGUCAAGACCGCCGCUAGGUCCACCCAUUCACGAUUCCAUUAUGACAUUUCAUCCUGGUUUAGCAUCCUGUUGUUGUUCAUUACAGUUCUGCUGACUUUCUUUUUAGUAUUCCAGUAUUCCACUGGUUUCCCUGCCAUGAACCUCAUUUGGGUUGACUCCCAACCUAACCCUCAAUCACACCAGAAUACGCAUGGACCUCCUUUCAUUGAUGCAGCACUCCAAAAGCACAUGGACACUACUGAACAGAUUGUGCAAAGAAUGACAAAGGAAUUUAAGGGCUUGAGGACGGAGAUUGACCACUUGAAGAAAAUGAUGGACAGUUUAACUACUGGGGAACGUCAUAUUCAGGAUCAGCAGGUCUUUCACAGAGAAAGAAUUAUGGCCCUGGAUGAUGUCAGUUCUAGGCUGUGGCAAGAGGUCAGUUCGCUACAGCAGAGUGUGAAGGACAGCAACGGUCCACCAGCAAUCAAAAUGGCUGACUAUGCCCUGGAAUCACAAGGUGGCACCAUAGUAACCAACAGGCGCUCGAAGACACAUGAGACCGGCUCGUACACCUUAAGCAUCAUGGGAAUUCCUCUGUUAAAACGAAUGAACAGCCCUUGGACUGUAAUCGAGGGAAACCCGCCAAAGCCUGGGAGAUGUUGGCCUUUCCAAGGGUCUCAGGGCUAUUUGACUGUCUCCCUGUCCUGCCCUAUUCACAUCACACAUGUCACUGUGGAACACAUCCCUGUUGUGCUCUCCCCAACUGGAAACAUCCACAGUGCCCCUAAGGACUUCAACGUCUACGGCAUGUCUACUGAGGAGGAAGAAGGAACCCUGUUGGGGACUUUCACCUUCAGUCAAGCUGGGGAUGCUGCGCAGACAUUUGAACUGCCUAAGCCUAGCAGUGUGUAUCGGUUUGUGGAACUACAGGUCCUAACCAACUGGGGGAAUAAGGACUACACAUGUCUCUACCGCUUCCAGGUUCAUGGGAAGAUGCCUUCUGACUGACACAAUUCAGUUGUCCAACUCAGGAAUUGGAGCUUAUGACCCUGGACCAAUUCACUUAUAUUAAUGAAUGACAAGUGGUAUAUUUUGUACAACUGCACAUUUUUAAAACAUAAUUAUUAGUAAUUGAAAGGUGACAUGUUGUGGUUUUAUUUUGGGAUAUAGUUUUAAGAAAAAUAAACAAAACUAACAUGCUUGAAAAACAGGCAUUUACCCAAUAAUGCAUUGUUUUGGUUUGUCCCGAUAUUAAGGCUUUGGAUUUAGGCAAGAAUGUGUAUUACUUGUGUGUGUUUUCUUGUUGUUGUUGCUAUUGCUGUGUCAUGUUAAUGCGUUCUUCUGUACAUUUGUAUUCUUUUCACACUGUUGUUCAGUUCAUUAUUUUACAGUCAGUACAAUCUUGUGAAUCCAACCUUGGUUUUCUCCCAUUACAUCGAUUGAACUUUGUUUA